AAAAGGAACACAAAACACAACCGUCUCUAACAGUACACUGAAAUCUGAACACACACACAGUAGAAGAAAAGAAAAGGAAGGUGAAGAUGAAGAAGGAGAUGGGUUUUCUCAGCGGGGUUCAAAAGUCGCUGAAACGAAUCUAUCAUUUCCCCACCAAUCAGCUGGGUCUCUUUAAUCUCUCUCAACCAAAUUCGAAGGAGGCCAAUAUCUUGUUCUUGGGCCAGAAUAUGGACUGCAAAAAGGCUGUGAUUUCCAACCUCUCGGAUGAGGUGUCAUCUGAGUACUCGACAUCAUGGGAGUUUAGUAAUGGCGAAAUCAAGUUUAAAGUUUUUGAUUUGGGAGAACAUAGGAUUGCUCACAGAGCUUGGAGUGACUACAGUGCCAAGAUGGAUGCAGUUGUGUACAUUGUGAAUGCUGAUGCUCUAACUCAGGAGGAACUUUUGGGGCCAGGAGAAGAGCUGAAUGCUCAACUCUGGGAGCAUUUUUGGGGGCCAAGAGAAGAGCUGAAUGCGCUACUCUCUGAUGAAGCCUUUGAGAAAGCUCCAUUCCUUAUUUUUGGCUUAACACCUACUGGAGUUCUUUUUCCAUUAACAGAGAGAUUGUGUUACUUCCUUGGGUUGCCCAAUGUCACCAUAGAGCUGGUAGACGCAAAUGCUCGUCCCAUUAAGGUUUUUGUGGCUGAAGCAUUACACGCAGAAGAGUAUCUAGAUGGUUUCAAGUGGCUUUCUCACUACAUUAAGUAGUGGUAGAGGUGGUACCUUUUUUAUGGAGAGAGAGUACAACUUACAUAUGCAUCAAACAUUCCUCUCAC
This is a messenger RNA of Quercus lobata, 811 nucleotides long. Its product is annotated as GTP-binding protein SAR1A-like. Gene Ontology annotation, molecular function: GTPase activity; GTP binding. The record is from RefSeq and is a predicted model, not a curated record. Gene Ontology annotation, biological process: intracellular protein transport. The transcript has 4 exons. Bases 87 to 743 code for a protein of 218 amino acids. Lineage: Eukaryota; Viridiplantae; Streptophyta; Magnoliopsida; Fagales; Fagaceae.